AUGACUAAACGAGGCUCGUUAUCGGAUGAAUACUAUGCAAUGGCAGCAACCUCAGUACCUGGCUUGCUUGAAAGUCCUGAAAUGGACGAAUUACUAUUUGAAGAGGACUUUUCUUCGCAUGGAUCGCUCAAUAGCCUUACUACCCAACCAGAUACUAGUACAACCACAACGGGCUCGACAAAGGAGAAACGUCGUCGCCUCUCUCAACAUGAAACAAAUACACUCCUUGAAGUCUUUGUCAGAAUGCCAAAACCAUCAUCGGAAGUGAGGAAUGCAUUAGCUGAAUCAAUGGGGCUUCCACAGCGAGUUGUUGCAAUCUGGUUUCAAAACAAGAGAGCAAAGUCAAAGAGAGAAGCAGUAAAGAAUGCUGUAGAGGCAGAGCCGGUUGUGGAAGUGAAGCCUGUUGUGGAAGUGAAGCCAAACUUUGGAGUUCUCUAUAGCAGUGCUAACCUGCCACUAUUAUUACCGAAUCCUCAGCAAACACAGACACAACUCCAGAUUCAACCGCAGCCUCAGCAUCAAACCCAACCAAACGCAUUUGCUGCGACAAGAAGAGCUUUAUUAAUGCCAGAUGCUGGUGUUUCUGGAGUGCCUCUGAAUCUCACGCCAUACUUCCCAGUCCGUCGUCCCGUCCCCGCCAUGAAUCACCAGCAGCAGUAUAUGCCUCAAUAUCAACAGCAGCCUAUGCCGCAGUUGCCUCAAGAAUUCCCCCACAUAGUGCCGCAAGUAGUGCCUCAUCAUAGUCAGAUGCCUCGCCAGAUUGUACAUAACACAGCUUCUCAAGUGAUUCAGCCAACGAGUAUAAUAUCUGAAGUCAAAAGCACUGUAGAAUUCAUCUCUGUAUCACCAAGGGGUAUGUCUCCUAUCGCAGAAAGUCACGGAACACCUCCACAGCUUCUUGGAACUGAAUCACCAGAACCGUUACCGCAUGCCACACCAUCACCGCAUAUGAAAUCCGAAUCGCCGCAAAUUGAUACAAGCAGCACUCAACUGAAACACCAACAACCUUUAACAAUCGUAAACUCAACAAUGCAAAUAUCCAGUCUCAAUAUAACAGGAAUGCGGUCUGAUGAUAGUACAGCAUGUACAUUACUAUCUCCAGUACUUCCAUCAACUAUAUCGACAGCCUUCAAAACACACUACGAUGCACGAGACUCACCUGUAUCAUCCAAAGCAUUGAGUGAUGAUGUUGCCGGAUGUGGUCCCUUCUUGGACGAAAUGAUCGCUCCGUUAUCACCCGUCAACCAGCUUCAUACAAUCGGAUUGGGUAUCUCACACUCUACUCGAUCAUACAGUACAUCAUCAUCAAUCGAAAUGAGUGAAUUCAAAUCUGUGUUUAAUACACCGAGAAAGAUGUCGGCUGCUUCGUCGUUGGAAUUCCUAGAUUCGCCUGUAGCUGAUAUUGAUGAUGAUCAUAGUUGGGAGUGCUCUGCGCCGAAGCGCUCGAGAACAAAUAGUAUGGGUGAUGUGAAAUCUAGAGGUAGUAGUAUGAUGGAGCGCUCAAGUAGUGUUACGGAUGUUUCACUAUCUCAGCUUUUGAAAGGACUGUAA
Messenger RNA from Synchytrium microbalum, 1551 nucleotides. RefSeq lists its product as uncharacterized. Gene Ontology annotation, cellular component: RSC-type complex; nucleus. Lineage: Eukaryota; Fungi; Chytridiomycota; Chytridiomycetes; Synchytriales; Synchytriaceae. Gene Ontology annotation, biological process: regulation of transcription by RNA polymerase II. The transcript has 5 exons. Gene Ontology annotation, molecular function: DNA-binding transcription factor activity, RNA polymerase II-specific; DNA binding. The coding region runs from base 1 to 1551 and encodes 516 amino acids. The record is from RefSeq and is a predicted model, not a curated record.